AUGAAAGGUCGUCAACUGAGUGCCUGCUUUUGGAAAGUUCUAUAUUUUGCAUAUGUUAAAAGCGACCGAAACCAUCCAUUUCUCGAGCAAGGAAAGUGUGAAAAUAUGGUGAACUUCAUGUUGUAUAUCAGCGCGGACCUCGAGAAUCUCACAAACUUUCAGCCUGCAGGCGGUGUCGAUGAUCCUAACUUCACCUACUACUUCAAGUUGAAAUGUGAAAACUGUGGUGAGGUGACUGAGAAGGAGACAUGUGUCAGUCUGAAUGAGACACUUCCUCUACCAAAAAAGGGUACCACUAAUCUUAUCCAAAAGUGUAAGUUCUGUAAAAGGGAAGGAACAGUGACAAUGAUACCUGGUCGAGGAUCUCCACUCACUAAUGAGUUGAGUGAGGGAGGAAAACAUGCUGCUUUGAUGGUAUUUGACUGUAGGGGUUUUGAGCCUUUGGAUUUUGCAUUCAGUAGUGGCUGGAAAGCUGAAUCUAUUGAAGGAACAAAAUUUGAGGAUAUUGAUCUGUCUGGAGGGGAUUUUUCUGAGUAUGAUGAGAAGGGCGCGUGUCCAGUCAUGAUCUCUAAUGUGGCUGCUAUGUUCAAAGUCGUUGACUUGAAUUUUGUAGUUUGCCCUGAACACUACCUCCGCGCGAUUCACUGUUACUUCUAG
This is a messenger RNA of Lactuca virosa, 657 nucleotides long. The record is from the annotation of a GenBank genome assembly. NCBI's taxonomy places the organism in Eukaryota, Viridiplantae, Streptophyta, Magnoliopsida, Asterales, Asteraceae.